CAGCUCCAGAGGGAUCUGCCCCUAGUGGGAAGAGGCAUGGAGAAACAAACGCAGGAGCAUCCGUUCAGCUGAUCACAUUAGGUCUUCAUGCUGCUGCUGCUUAGGUAUCUGCCUAUGCAGCCAUCCAUGCGUUUAGACAAAUAUAUAGACAGAGUGUAUGGAUAGGUCUGGAAACGUCUGUAGCUGCGGAAGGCUGCAGAGCUCUUCCGUGAAGCAGACGUAAAGGAGCGGCUCUGCUUCCCCGACCAGGGGGAGUGUUAUGAAACACGAGUGUACCGACUGUGGCUGAGGAUUCUGGCAGUGCAGCACUGAGGCUGCUCCAAUCGUGCCUGUUGGCGCAGGAGGCCAUGGAGCAUUUCUCUCCCACCAGCCCCGGCACGGCGCAGGACCCCGGCACCCUGGCCCAGUGAGCCGCAGGGACCCCGGCGAGGGACCCCGGCGAGGGACCCCGGCGAGGGAUCCCGGCGAGGGACCGUGACAGGCGGUGGACUUUGCCUGGCUACAACCGGAGUUCCUCGAUCAUAAAAGAAACGUUUCAGCAUCGUCUGUCAAGCAGCUCAGCAGAGCACAACAAUGGCAUCACCCUGGGUGCGUGUGGGGCCCCUCGGCCAGGCAGGCGCCUGAGGCCGGCAGCAGUGCCGCGCCAGGCUGCUCUGUCUGCCACGGCCAUCCGGCAAGAAGGCUUUUCAGCAGGAGAAGGCACCGAAGUGAUGGGCUGAACUUAUGGGAGGAACCAGUGUCCAGCCAGACGGAGAUUCAGGGGCCUGUCAGGAGGCGUGAAGGGCCCAGUUUCAAAAAGGGCAUGGCCAAAGCUUUCUUCAGGCUACAGAAGUUUCUCCGUCGGACCCAGUUUUUGCUCUUCUUCCUCACAGCAGCUUACCUGAUGGCUGGCAGCCUCCUGCUGCUACAGAGGACCCAUUUGGUUAUCCAGCAAGGUUCGCGUGGGACCUCCACUAACCAGGCCCUGCCAGUGCUGGAUGGGAUGGCUGGGGUAGGGAUUGUAGACCCCAGGAUGCUGCAAAACCCCCGCCCCGGUCCCAGGCUGCUGGUGGGCAUGGAUGCUUUGCAGGAGCCAGCCCUGGACCAGCAGCACAGCCCACGGUGGCUCGUGACCCGCAACUCGGAGCUCAGGCAGUUGAGAAGAAGGUGGUUUCACAGGUUCAUCAGCGAUCAGGAGCCCAUGCAAACAGCGGGAUUUAAAGCAAUGAAGCACACUGCUGAACACAAAGGCACCUACAUGGGAUGCUUCAGUGAUGACUCAAGGGAGAGGACACUGAAGGGAGCUGUGUUUUAUGACUUAAGAAAAAUGACAGUAUCUCACUGUCAGGAAGCUUGUGCUGAGAGGGCUUACACCUACGCAGGCCUGGCGUACGGAGCAGAGUGCUACUGUGGGAACAAGCUCCCAGUGACCGCCUCGAAGCCCGAGGAGUGCAACAACGAGUGCAAGGGGGAGAAGGGCUCCGUCUGCGGAGGGGUGAACCGGCUCUCUGUCUACAAGGUGGAGGAGCUUCGUGCAGGAGCAAGACGACGGAGGAAUGUUAUCUAUCGAGGAUGUUUUAGAGCUCCAGAAAAUUUAACAGACACCUUUCCAGCCUCUUUGAUACAGCCCAAUUUGACGGUGGAGAUGUGCUCUGAAUUUUGCUCCAAGAAAGAGUUCCCCUUGGCAGUCAUCCGAGGGCGGGAGUGCUACUGCGGCUACCCCACUGGGCGCUUCUCCUUGCACAACGGCGCAGACGGGCUGCUCUGCAAUGGCAUGCACAACACCAGCAGUGUUGCCGAGGGAAAAUACUGCCUAGUUUACCAGACACCAGUGCAAGACACCCGCUGCACAGACAGGAAAUUCUUAACCACCAAAUCCAAAGUGUUUGUUGCUUUGUCGAGCUUUCCUGGGGCUGGGAAUACAUGGGCUCGCCAUUUGAUAGAGCAUGCCACAGGAUACUACACGGGAAGCUAUUACUUUGAUGGAGCCCUCUACAACAAAGGUUUUAAAGGAGAAAAAGAUCACUGGAGAAGCAGAAGGACCAUCUGUGUGAAAACACAUGAAAGCGGCAAGACAGAGAUUGAAAUGUUUGACUCGGCGAUCCUGUUGAUAAGAAACCCGUACAAGUCACUGAUGGCGGAGUUCAACAGGAAAUACGCUGGGCACCUGGGGUACGCCACUGACCGCAACUGGAAGAGCAAAGAGUGGCCGGAUUUCGUGAACAGCUAUGCAUCCUGGUGGGCCUCCCACGUCCUGGACUGGCUCAAGUAUGGGAAGCGCCUGCUCAUCAUCCACUACGAGGACCUGAAGCAGAGCCUCAUCCCCAAGCUGAAGGAAAUGGUGGAGUUUCUGAACAUGACAGUGACAGAGGACCGACUGCUCUGCGUUGAGAACAACAGGGAUGGGAAUUUCAAGCGAUCUGGUGCGAAGCAAAAGGAUUUUGAGCCAUUCACCCAGGAAAUGAAAGAUCUUAUCAACAGAUACAUCCUGACAGUGGAUGAAGCCCUGAGGGGAAGAAAUUUCACAGGGCUGCCCAGAGAGUACGUGCCAAGAUGAUAGCCUGGUAGCACUCUGCUGUGUUUAAAAAUAAAAUAUUUUUUUCUUAAAAAAAAACAAAAACAAACCAAACCAUAAAAAAAAAGACAGACCAGAGCUUUACCAGAGCUUUAUAGCAGUUAAAGCAAAGACACUUGUGGAGUCUGCUGAGCAUUGCAAAUUCUCUCCACUCUUGGGUGUUCUUCAGGGCACUAAGUGCUCCAGAAGGCAAGCAAUGAAGGAUGGAAAUUGGGUUAUAAACCAAGGCAAAAAGCUGUUAGUGUCUACCUGUGUGUACCCCUCCCUGCACAAGCGGCUCAGAACUUCCCAGCGAAGCACCCCUGCUUCUGCAGCGGGCAUCCUGACUUCUCGCCCCCACUGCCAUCACAGACCUGCAGGGGUUGCUUUGGUUUUCAUAGCAGCUGUGUUGUAAAUGGAUGUACGUAAAGGGAGAGGGAAAGAAAACAACAAAAAAAAAAGGUCUUAACACUGAUCAAUUUUUGUCUGAGUGUUUACGAAAAUCAGUUGCUUUCUUCUUAGCGUAGCCCACUAGUUUCCUUCUCCCCAGUUUGCUAGUCAGGCCACCUGCCACAGCGCUGUCAGAGAUGCCAGGGCAGAAAAGCACCGGUGGGCAAAGGCACCCCGGAUACCAGGCAGAGAGGCACUUCAGGACCGACCCCAGCCUUCCCUGCAGGAACAGCACAGCCUGGGGCCAACACAAGUUUCACAGGGAGGUGGGUGGCCAUAGCAUCCCCCCCAGAGCAAGGCGCACAGCUGGGGACCCAUAGAAGAAAACAGAAAUUCAGCAUAGCCAGAGGUGGAAGUCCCUGGGUGUCACCAGUACCAAGCAAACCCAAGGCCUGGCCGUUGGGGUGUGGAAGAGGAGGGGCUGCUGCCCAUGCCAGGGGCUCAGCACAGGUUUCUGCACCUCCAUCUCUGUGCCCAGAGAGUCACAAUGGGGCCAGAGAGACACUGGGGCCAAACAUCACCGCGCUUGGUACACUUGGUGCUGGAAGUGGCCACGGCCAGGCAGCACUGGCAUGAGCCCAGGCCAUCCAGGGAGCAAGGGCAAAGGGCACAAGCCCCAGCACAAGCAGGACCCCACCUCACCUCGAUCCCUGGAGGAAGACAGAGGCAAUCCAACCUGAAAAAAGUUACUUAUUGCUGCUCUCUGGAGCCACCCCUAGCAGCGAUGCGUGUUUUACCUUUAACUCACUGCAGUUCCCUGUGGUUUGUUUCAUCCCACAUGCGUGGUGCAGAGGGAGCAUGCUGUGGUGGGGGCAGCUGGCCUCCUGGUCCUGCCUGCAGGCAGGGGCUGCCAGAGAUGGUUAAACUGCACAGCCAAAGGGGCUGCCCUGUUGCCAGAUGCUUUUGUCCAUGAGAAAUAAAGGAUUCCUUAAAAACUUGA
Falco peregrinus (peregrine falcon) is the source of this 3923-nucleotide messenger RNA. It is a transcript of the gene WSCD1, whose product is annotated as WSC domain containing 1. Gene Ontology annotation, molecular function: sulfotransferase activity. The transcript is spliced from 10 exons. The record is from RefSeq and is a predicted model, not a curated record. The coding region runs from base 803 to 2536 and encodes 577 amino acids. Lineage: Eukaryota; Metazoa; Chordata; Aves; Falconiformes; Falconidae.